UGGGGUAGAGACUGGCGCGAAUUUCUCCUGAAUAGAGUUGCUGGAGGAGUGUAUGAUUGCAUCUGUGGUGUACAUGUAUUAAAAAUUUAAGAAAAAGUUAAUCCCGAGUUAUAUAACAAUUCAAGAAAAUAUGGAUAUCCCAGAACCCACAGCUGGAGCCACCGGGCAACAGAUUAAAGACGAUUUGGCAGAGAAGUGUCAGAAAUUGUUUCAGGAUUUUCUAGAAGAGUUUCAGAACAGUGAUGGGGAUGUGAAGUACCUGCGUGAGGCAGAGGAGCUGAUUCGUCCUGAGAGGAACACCCUGCUUGUAAGCUUUGCAGAUUUGGAGCAGUUUAACCAAGAGCUUGCAACCACUAUUCAGGAGGAGUACUACAGAGUGUAUCCUUUUCUGUGCCAGGCUGUGCGAAGCUUUGCCCGAGAUCAUGGGAACAUGAUUCCAGCCAACAAGGAGUUCUAUUUGGCAAUCCAGGAUCUGCCAUCCAGACACAAGAUCAGGGAAUUGACGACCGCACGGGUUGGCGCUCUGGUACGGAUCAGCGGCCAGGUGGUUCGUACUCACCCUGUUCACCCGGAGCUGGUCAGCGGCACGUUCCUGUGUCUCGACUGCCAGACUGUGGUUAAAGAUAUAGAGCAGCAGUUCAAGUACACCCAGCCCAACAUCUGCCGAAACCCAGUCUGUAGCAAUAGGAGGAGAUUCAUGCUGGACACCAACAAAUCAAGAUUUGUUGACUUUCAGAAGGUUCGUAUCCAGGAGACGCAGGCAGAGCUGCCCCGUGGCAGCAUCCCUCGCAGUCUGGAGGUGAUCCUGCGUGCCGAGGCAGUGGAAACGGCCCAGGCUGGGGACAAGUGUGACUUUACCGGCACUCUGAUUGUUGUCCCUGAUGUGUCCCAGCUUUCUUCCCCAGGAUCACGUUCUGAGACAAGCUCCCGUGUUGCUGGCUCAGAGGGUUAUGAAAACGAGGGAGUCCGAGGAUUGCGUGCUCUGGGAGUGAGGGACCUCUCCUACAAGCUGGCCUUCCUAGCCUGUUAUGUGGCACCGACUAAUCCCCGGUUCGGCGGGAAGGAGCUGCGAGAUGAAGAGCAGACUGCUGAGAGCAUUAAGAACCAGAUGUCGGUGAAGGAGUGGGAGAAGGUGUUUGAGAUGAGCCAGGAUAAGAACCUCUACCACAACCUCUGUACAAGCCUUUUCCCCACCAUACACGGUAAUGACGAGGUGAAGAGAGGCAUCAUGUUGAUGCUGUUUGGAGGAGUUCCCAAGACCACAAUGGAGAAGACAUCGCUGCGUGGCGACAUCAAUGUCUGUAUUGUGGGCGAUCCCAGUACUGCAAAGAGCCAAUUCCUCAAGCACGUUGAAGAGUUCAGUCCCAGAGCAGUAUACACCAGUGGAAAAGCCUCCAGUGCUGCCGGUCUGACUGCUGCUGUAGUGAGGGAUGAAGAAUCCCAUGAGUUUGUCAUUGAGGCUGGCGCGCUGAUGCUGGCUGACAAUGGAGUCUGCUGUAUUGAUGAGUUUGAUAAGAUGGACCUGAAGGAUCAGGUGGCUAUCCAUGAAGCCAUGGAGCAACAGACUAUUUCAAUCACUAAAGCGGGAGUCAAGGCCACCCUGAAUGCCCGGACGUCCAUUUUAGCAGCAGCAAACCCUGUUGGUGGGCGCUAUGAUAGGUCAAAGUCCCUGAAACAGAAUGUGAAUCUUUCUGCACCCAUCAUGUCCAGAUUCGAUCUCUUCUUCAUUCUGGUAGACGAUUGCAAUGAGGUCACGGAUUACGCCAUUGCCAGACGUAUAGUGGAUCUCCAUUCCAGAAUGGAAGAGUCUGUUGAACGCCUCUAUACCUUGGAUGAAAUUCGGAGAUACCUGCUCUUUGCAAGACAGUUUAAACCAAAGAUUUCAAAGGAGUCUGAAGAUUUCAUUGUUGAGCAGUACAAGCGCCUACGCCAGAGAGACGGAUCAGGGGUCAGCAAGUCGGCUUGGAGGAUCACUGUCCGUCAGCUGGAGAGUAUGAUCCGCCUGUCUGAGAGCAUGGCCAGGAUGCAUUGCUGUGAUGAGGUGCAACCAAAGCAUGUCAAGGAAGCUUUCCGAUUGCUGAACAAAUCUAUCAUCCGGGUGGAGACUCCAGAUGUCAAUUUGGACCAGGAAGAGGUGGAGCCAGAGGAAGAGGAGGCAGCAGCAGUGCAACAUGGAGUUAAUGGUACUGAUGUACCAAAUGGUGUCGGUGGUGAAGCACAUGGAAUCAAUGGACAUGCUGAAAAUGGGGUCAGUGGCUCGGCAGCUCAACCAUCUCUCAGACUUUCUUUCACUGAGUACCGCCGGAUUUCAAACCUUGUGGUCCUCCAUCUCCGACAGGCAGAGGAAGAGGAAGAUGAAUCUACACUUAAGAAAAGUGGACUGAUAAACUGGUACCUGAAGGAGAUAGAAUCUGAAAUUGAUUCUGAAGAGGAGCUUGUUAACAAAAAGAAAAUUAUUGAAAAAGUCAUCCACAGACUUGUUCAUUAUGACCACAUUCUGAUUGAGCUGACGCAGAGUGGGCUGAAAGGAUCGACUGAAGCAGCAGAGGCUGAAACAGGGGAGGAUCCAUUUCUGGUUGUGAAUCCAAACUACACACUGGAGGAUUAGAACUUGAAAACAUAGACUGAUACAUGUUUUAUUUUACACUUGCUUUGGAUAAUUUUCUCCAAAUCAACACUUUUUGUUUUUUAACCACCCAGUUGGAACUGUGAUUUGUCUUUGUUUAAUGAAUAUGUCUUGUAUUUUAUCAUGUGUCUAGAUAUUGUACUUUUUAUCAGUUUUAUGGUUUCAUGUACUGCAUUUGCACACAUAGUUGGUUUUAUUUAAUUCCAUUGCUACUCGUAUACAGUGGAAUGUUGAAAUGCUGUCUGUUUUUAUGAAAGGUUGAUAAAUUAGAAUAAACUCUGUUAUCAGGGAUUUCAACGUUUUUCUGGAAAUGGUGUAAAUUUAGAAUGUUUUGAUUUCUACAAAGCAUUAAUGUUCCUAUGAAACAAAAAUAAUAAACUGCAAAUUGCUUUGACGUUCAUUUUUGUAGGGAAUAAAAUACACCAUUUUGUAA
This is a messenger RNA of Acipenser ruthenus (sterlet), 3059 nucleotides long. RefSeq names its product zygotic DNA replication licensing factor mcm6-B-like. Gene Ontology annotation, cellular component: nucleus; MCM complex. Gene Ontology annotation, biological process: DNA replication initiation; mitotic DNA replication; double-strand break repair via break-induced replication. NCBI's taxonomy places the organism in Eukaryota, Metazoa, Chordata, Actinopteri, Acipenseriformes, Acipenseridae. Bases 131 to 2608 code for a protein of 825 amino acids. The transcript is spliced from 17 exons. The record is from RefSeq and is a predicted model, not a curated record. Gene Ontology annotation, molecular function: single-stranded DNA binding; ATP binding; single-stranded 3'-5' DNA helicase activity.